ACGCAAUUACUAGUAUCGAAAGUGAUUGUCACAUUGUUAGUUAAAAAAGUUAUUUGCUAUAUGACUGUUAUUGUUUAACUUAUUAGUUAAGCUUUCUUUAACCAAACUUAUUAGAGAAAUAUUGUGGUUUAUACUGACGCAAGCGAGCGUUUGAAGAAUAUUGCCGAGGUGGAGCGUUCGGGUGCGCAGUGUCGUUGUACCAGUCGUGAACGAUGUUCCGUUCGGGUGCCGCUGUAGGACUCCUGUUGCUGCUUCUCCAUGAGGGAGCGGACGGUUGCAACAAUGCGUCGGCGCUGUCGGAACAGUUGGACAGAAUCUUAGCGGAGUACGACCGCGAGAGUGCGCCCGCGCAGCCUGUGCGCGUGCGCGUUGUCUUUGACUUGCGUCAUGCGGCUGUACGUCCCGAUGACACCGUCCACAUGCUAGCAGACCUCACGUUGUCAUGGCAAGAUCCGCGUAUCUCCUGGAAUGCGAGUGAGUGGGACUGCACUACAGUGCUAGCGUCACCGGAUCGCCUGUGGCUGCCGUCAGUGGAGUUACUGAACGGCGCAGGCGCGGGCGGCGCUCAGGCGGCGCUUAACGUGCGCGUGGCUGACGACGGCCGCCUCGUGUGGGUGCAGCGACUCGACGCCGCCGUGCCCAUCGAGCUCGCGCUGCAGGACUGGCCCGUCGACGUACAGACGGCAGUAUUCAAGUUCGGUUCUAGAACCCAUCUCGUAGACGAAUUGGAGUUGGAAAUCAGCGAUGUAACGUUGGCGGUGGUGUUCGAGGCCGGUGAGUGGGAGUUGGUGACUCUGAAGGGCGGGCUGUUGCCGUUGGGCGAGCGCAGCGUUGCGGCGUGGAUGGUGCAGCUCCGACGGCGGGCGGCGGCGCACGAGGCGGCCGCCAGUGCCGUGCUCGCCAGCGCCGUGCUGCUGCUGCUGGCGGCCGCCGCGCUGCCCGCCACCGCCAGGGUGCCUCUGUGCGCCUGCGCCUCUUUCACUGCGACCUUAUGGUGUGUUCACGAUUCCAAACCGUGGAUUAAAACAGUUUUAUCACUAACACCGCAGCCUGCAGCUGACUCGGACAUGGUUUGCGAUGGAUUUGCUUCCACAAUAGCCUUCAAUUCUUCUAUAUUAACUUGGGUCUCGGGCCGUCUACGAGGCUUGUUCUGCAGGUCGAAAUUUCCAGAACGAAAACGUUUUCAAUGUUAUUAG
Messenger RNA from Diatraea saccharalis (sugarcane borer), 1196 nucleotides. NCBI's taxonomy places the organism in Eukaryota, Metazoa, Arthropoda, Insecta, Lepidoptera, Crambidae. The record is from the annotation of a GenBank genome assembly.